AUGACCCACGCUGAACUGUCCCACCAAACUCAAUGACAGGGGGGCGCUACCAUCGUUCAACUAUAUGGUUUCCAACAUGGCAAAAAUCGGAACCAGCGAUCCGGUAUUGACGGUGGCGCCCCACUGUCAAUGUCAUGGAUAGGACCAGUAACGACUGUUUUCAUCACAUUGACUUGUAAAAUUGUAAAUCUAUGGAUUGGCCAUGCCUACAAAAGCGUGUUUUAUGUUGGAAUUGGUUGGAUUGGAACACACUAAUAACCAAUAGAUAUUUUAUUUUACAAUCAUCUUAAAAAAUUUAAAAAAUAGCGAAAGAAAAACUGGAAAAACUAUAUAAAUAAUCAAACAAAUAAAUAAAUAACAAGAUAAAAGCCAUGGAUAAAAGCAUGUCAGUGAUGCAGAGGUUGGCUGCCUAAUUAUUGUUAGGUCGUUGGCUGCCAGCAGUGGGUAGACACUUCUCAUACAAAAACUAGUCUCUAUAUGUAGCAAUUGAUAUACAACCUUAUCCCUUAAGCAAUAAAGUGCAUUUUGGAUUGAUUUCACUAUAGCAGGGGAACCCGCGGAUCAAUACCACCAUACUAAAAAUAAUUGUUAGUGUCCUUAUGUUGGUAGUAUUGUUAGUUUGACAAAUGAAAAAAAAUGUCUGUCAAUUGAGUUUGAGUUUUUAACCGGCGAAUUGAUUCGUGUGAAGUUAUUUUCUCAGAUUUGGUGCAAUAUUACUGUAAAUAAACUUUUCUGUCGUUUACGUUGAGUUGAUUAAGUUCCUCCGUAUCGGGCGUGAUAAAGUUUGCUGUUCAGUGUUAUGUUUUUUGUGAGAUAGAGACUCUUUUAAAUAAGCUGUGUUUCAACUUCUACAGAAGUUUAAACUCUUAUUUACUUUUCUGUUUAAUGGGUAUGUUAUCUACUUACUUGAAAUAUUACAUCUAUUACAAAUCUAUUUUUCAUUAAAAACAACCCUAUGUGAUGAAAAUGUAAAUGUACUUUCAAAACUGGUAAAUGCAUGAACCAGGGCAUUGACACUGGUUGGAGAGAAAUUAUAGGCUUUGUUUAAUUAAUACCUAUUUCAUUUUAGGCUUCUACUGAUAAUGGAGAGUAGAAACAACUAGAAGUGCGUUAUUUGUAAUAAGAGGCGAAGUCGUGGUGGAUCACCCUUACUUUUGAGUAGGUUUCCUCUGGAUUCUGACCGUUGUCGAAUGUGGGUUAAAAAUGCUGGCUUAGAAGACUUAGCAUAUGUACCUAUUGAAAAGUUACACCAACUGAAGUUUGUUUGUGGUGGGCACUUCACUCCUGAAUCCUUCAAUGCCAAAGGAACUCGGCUGAAGAACUCAGCUAUUCCAACACUGGAAUUGAGCAAUCCCAUCUUGCCAGAUGAAGUUUUGACAGAGUUUCCUCUUCAUGUAAAAGACUCCAAUAAAGAAAACCUCAAGACAGUUCUUUAUGAUCAUUCAUAUUGCAUUCCAAAGAAGUCAAAUCCAGUUGAACGAGUUCCCCUUACAACUACAACCAAACAACUAAAUUCAACAUGUUUGGGAGCUGUGGAUAUACCAGAUUCUGGUAUUUCUGCGAAAACAACUUUUGAACCUCUUCCUUCUACUUCCAAUGCACCAGAACAUAUGACCUAUAAACCCAUUACUCAUGGUAAGUGUACAAACUAAUUAUUUACCUUCUAAAAUAUGCCUUCCCUCAAACUAAAGAAUGCCACCCUGGAUGCGUUCUGCAGUCUGCAGUCAGGUCAAAAUGAACUUAUAUGUACAACAUUCUAG
Messenger RNA from Ostrinia nubilalis (European corn borer), 1760 nucleotides. RefSeq lists its product as uncharacterized. NCBI's taxonomy places the organism in Eukaryota, Metazoa, Arthropoda, Insecta, Lepidoptera, Crambidae. The transcript has 4 exons. The coding region runs from base 1191 to 1652 and encodes 153 amino acids. The record is from RefSeq and is a predicted model, not a curated record.